UCGAAGGGCGGCCGACACGGCAAUAAACAAUUACUUAAGGCAGUGUUACGCGCGCGGCACACCCACGCAUUAGCCCAAGUAGAAUGCCGCACCCAUCCGCGAUCGUGGGCUUGGUUCCUCCAUUAGUACACCGCACGGAUGUGUAUAUGAUGGAACACAGGUUGUCAGGGGGCCAGGUGGAAGGAAGGAAGAACGGAAGGAAUGUGCGACGAGUCGUGACCGGCGGAAGGCGGCCAGUCGACGAUACAUUUCCGGCAGGCAGGCCACUUGGAGCAAGUUUGCCCCUUGGUCGUGGACAAUACUGUGGGCGAGGACCGCUCGUUACACGCUACAUGGCCACGAAGGAUAUGGACAGACGAGCGGCCUCCGAGCAGUUGGCAUUCGUGACACGCACCAUCGAUGACACGAACCGCCAUGGGAUCCGAGCGAAUUACGAUUCUCCAUGGGCGCAUUUAUGCCCCGGAAUCGAUGACGAAUCACCACCGUGUUUAAGGCAACAUUUCCAUUUUCGUCACAAUGAUCGACCUCGAUGAACAAACGCGUGUAAAGAACAACUGAAGCGAAGAAAGAAGUUAUUUCGAUGGUUUCGAAAUAGCCGGAAAUAGGAUUUCGAAUAAAUUAUGGUUAAUCGAACGUAGUUCCUCGAAUCAUGUACGAGCCAUGCGAAUAUUUCAAACGCUUCAUUAGAACGAUUCAAUCUUGUGAAAAAGGAUAGGAAUCGUCCGCUUUAUCGUGGCCUAUUAAAUAUACUUUUUUGAGGUUAGGUUAAGAAUAAAGUUUCGUGAAGAUGGAAAAGAAUUUUAUUUUUCG
Apis mellifera (honey bee) is the source of this 810-nucleotide messenger RNA. RefSeq lists its product as uncharacterized. Lineage: Eukaryota; Metazoa; Arthropoda; Insecta; Hymenoptera; Apidae. The transcript is spliced from 3 exons. The record is from RefSeq and is a predicted model, not a curated record. Bases 84 to 533 code for a protein of 149 amino acids.